AUGGCCGCCCGUCAUAUCGAGCAACGCACGCCUGAUGAGCACACACCUCUCAUCGCCGGCCGUGAAAACAUCGAAGCUGGAGUUUCAACUUUCUCUGGGGAUGAGUAUCAUCAUCCAGAAAGCCAUCUCUCGACCAGAAAUGUCCAUCGUCUCUACAUAUCCCAUUUCUUGUCGACAUGGAACUCUCGCGUCUUCGAGUUCGGGGCUGUCCUGUACUUGGCUACAGUUUAUCCCAGGACGCUACUUCCGAUGUCCGUAUACGCACUUGCCCGUGGCCUGGUAGCGGUUGUCUUUGCAUCGGCUGUGGGCUACUACAUCGAUGUCGGGAACCGUCUACAGGUCUGUUUCAACGACUUGUUGUGGCAGCAUCUCCUGGCUUGUGUUGAGAAGCUAUCCUCUAUCUUGAACAUGGUAUCCGUUGAGAAAGAUUGGGUUGUUGUCGUUGCAGGGACCGAUCAUGCAGGCCUAAGAAGAUUGAAUGCCCAAAUGCGAGGGAUUGACCUAGUCUGCAAGCUACUCGGUCCGCUGUUCAUCGCUCUCAUUGAUGGCAUAUCAACGGAAACCGCCAUCAAUGUCAAUUUGGGGAUGAACGUCUGUUCGGUCGUUGUGGAGUACUACUCCAUCGCCAAGGUAGGUCUUCAAGUCCAACCAGUUGCCUCCAGAUUUGACUGGUCUUUGCUCACAGUCCAUUCCAGUUACUAUUUUCGGCAUCCAUACUUUCUCCCAUCCUUUUCUGGGGCCUUAUUGUACUUGACGGUCUUAUCAUUUGCAGGUCAGAUGGUCACUUGGCUUUUGUCGACAGGUUAUGACGCGGCACAAGUAGCCGUGGUAAGGACUUUGGCUGUCGGAUUCGAGGUAUUAGCUACAUGGGUUGCUCCCUGGCUCAUGGGGAAGAUAGGACCCACGCGUGCUGGCCUCUGGCUCGUGAGUUGGCAGGUUACAUGCUUGGCCAGUGGCCUCGCUAUCUUUUGGCACUUUGAUAGCCAGCCUUUUCUCUCGGCGUCUGGUCUCGUCGGUGGUGUGAUUCUCAGCAGACUUGGCUUGCGAGGUUUUGAUCUAUGUGCGCAGAUCUUGGUUCAAGAGGGCAUUGAAGCCGAGGCGCGGGGAUCCUUCUCAUCAACUGAAGCCGCGUGGCAGAACCUAUUUGAGAUCUGCUCCUUCGUUUCCACCGUUAUCUUCUCACGCCCAGAUCAGUUCAAAUGGCCAGUUUUAAUUAGCGUAAUUUCUGUCGCCCUUGCUGUUCUCCUUUACGCAAUGUUCGUGCGGAUUCAAAGAGGGCAUCUAGUGCAUUUUCCCAGUUGUUUUGGCCCCGAACGCCUGCACCGCUCCGGAGAACGAGCUCUCGAGAGGAUCUCUUCCUUCUCGGAUAUCUGA
This is a messenger RNA of Talaromyces atroroseus, 1374 nucleotides long. RefSeq lists its product as hypothetical. The transcript is spliced from 7 exons. Gene Ontology annotation, molecular function: iron ion transmembrane transporter activity. The record is from RefSeq and is a predicted model, not a curated record. NCBI's taxonomy places the organism in Eukaryota, Fungi, Ascomycota, Eurotiomycetes, Eurotiales, Trichocomaceae. Gene Ontology annotation, cellular component: membrane. Bases 1 to 1374 code for a protein of 457 amino acids. Gene Ontology annotation, biological process: iron ion transmembrane transport.